GCUGCUAUAUGGCAAGCACUUAACCACUACGCCUACCGCGAUGCAGUGUUCCUUGCAGAGCGAUUAUAUGCAGAAGUACAUUCAGAAGAAGCACUGUUUUUACUGGCAACGUGUUACUACCGCUCAGGAAAGGCCUAUAAAGCAUACAGGCUCCUAAAGGGACACAGCUGUACUACCCCACAAUGUAAAUACCUGCUUGCAAAAUGUUGUGUUGACCUCAGCAAGCUUGCAGAAGGAGAGCAGAUCUUAUCUGGUGGAGUGCUGAAUAAACAGAAAAGCCAUGAUGACAUUGUUAUGGAGUUUGGUGACUCUGCAUGCUUUACACUCUCCUUACUGGGACAUGUCUACUGCAAGACAGACCGGCUUGCCAAAGGAUCAGAAUGUUACCAAAAGAGCCUUAGUUUAAAUCCUUUCCUGUGGUCCCCUUUUGAAUCACUAUGUGAAAUAGGUGAAAAACCAGACCCUGACCAAACAUUUAAGUUAACAUCUUUACAGAACUUCAGCAGCUGUCUGCCUAACACUUGCACAACGUUGGUAUCUAAUCACAACAUAUCUCACAGACAGCCUGAAACUGUCCUUAUGGAAACGCCGCAAGACACAAUUGAGUUGAACAGAAUCAACCUUGAAUCCUCCAAUUCAAAAUAUUCCUCCUUGAACACGGAUUCUUCUAUGUCUUACAUUGACUCAGCUGUAAUUUCACCAGAUGCUGUCCCUCUUGGGUCAGGAACUGCCAUAUUGUCUAAACAGGCUCAAAAUAAACCAAAAACUGGGCGGAGUUUACUGGGAGGACCUGCGGCUUUGAGCCCACUAACUCCAAGCUUUGGAAUUUUGCCACUAGAAACCCCAAGCCCUGGAGAUGGAUCUUAUUUACAAAACUACACAAACUCCUCUUCUGUAAUUGAUGUGCCAUCCACAGGAGCACCUUCAAAGAAGACUGUCAGCAGGAUAAGCCAAGCUGGAACAAAAUCUGUCUUCUCACAGAGUGGAAAUAGCCGGGAAGUCACUCCAAUUCUUGUUGCACAAACACAGAGCUCUGGCCCACAGACAAGUACAACACCUCAGGUACUGAGCCCAACAAUUGCUGCUCCACCAAAUGCACUGCCUCGAAGAAGCUCUCGCCUGUUUACUAGUGAUAGCUCUACAACAAAG
Molecule: messenger RNA, 1149 nt
Organism: Antrostomus carolinensis (chuck-will's-widow)
Lineage: Eukaryota; Metazoa; Chordata; Aves; Caprimulgiformes; Caprimulgidae
Product: cell division cycle protein 27 homolog
Exons: 9
Biological process (GO): protein ubiquitination; cell division; anaphase-promoting complex-dependent catabolic process
Cellular component (GO): cytoplasm; anaphase-promoting complex
Molecular function (GO): protein binding
Source: RefSeq, a predicted model, not a curated record